Molecule: messenger RNA, 156 nt
Organism: Cladocopium goreaui
Lineage: Eukaryota; Dinophyceae; Suessiales; Symbiodiniaceae
Source: the annotation of a GenBank genome assembly
GAUUCCUUCAAUCGAGGUCUGCAGGUGAAAGCUCAGCGUGACUUCACCACGGCAGUUGGGCGGAUCAUGGUUCACAACAUCACGGCGUUGCAGGAAGAAAUUCAAUCGCAGCUCGACCUGCUUGACGCAAUGCAGUCAGCAGCACGUAGCCUGCAG